CUGCUGCUUCUGGCAGCCCUUGCGAGGCUCCUGGGUCCCAGUGAGGUAAGGCGACCCGCUGCUGGAAAGGCUUCGGCUCGGGAUCUCAAGCACUUCGCCGAAAGUUCGUCCUGGAAAGAAUGGCUCGCCGAGAGGGGACUGGGAGCUUCCCCGCUGGCGGGCUGGGCCUGCGGGGAGGGCAGGGCCCUUGCCGAGUGCAGCGCCCCAGCUCUGCGCCUUGGACCCACAGGUGGUGGCUGAACCGACAGAGGAGGCGGGAGCUCGUUGUCCCAAUGGCCUGUGGCCUCUGCCCCCGCAGGUGUCACCAAGGGUGACCUACACACCAAGGGUGAGCCCAGGGCAGGCUGAGGAUGUCACCUUCCUCUACCACCCCUGUGCCCACCCCUGGCUGAAGCUCCAGCUUGUCCUCUUGGCCCACAUUUGUGUGGCUAAGCCCUCACUCACCCCUGACUCCAACCUCACUCAGGAUCGGCCCCUGGUGCUGACAGCAUGGGGGGUGGCACUGGAAAUGGCAUGGGUAGAGCCAGCCUGGGCUGCUCACUGGCUGAAGAGGCGGAAGAGGAAGCAAAGGAAGAAGAAAGCAUGGAUCCACUGUGAUGGCCUUUCUGGGCCUUCUCCCUUGGUGCCAACCCCAGGCUGGAGGAGGCUGUGCCGAAGAGGGUGUGCACAGGCCCUAGCGUUGGCCUUUGCUCUGCGGAGCUGGAGGCCCCCUGGCACAGGGGUGACAUUUAGAGGGCCCAGGCAGCCCUCUCCCCGUGGUGCCAGGAGGCGGGGGCUGCGGGCUGCCCUUGGUCUCCAGCCCACUCACUCAGCCCCAAGGAUUCCCUCUGCUUCCCCAUCGAGUGUGAAGGCCAAGCUGCUCAUGCCGGGACUUCCGGGUGAGGCCGGUAAUACCCCAUCUGUGCCCACUGUCCCCGUGCUGCCUGGGGGGCCUGGAGGCAAUGCCAGCUCCAGAACAGAUCCGCAGGUGUCCAACGGGCAAGGCAGCCCAGGGGGCUGUGUCUGUUCAAGUCAGGCUUCCGCAGCCCCUCGCGCUGCAGCGCGUCCGCGGGCGGCCCGGGGCCCCACCCCACGCACGGAGGAGGCCGCCUGGGCUGCCAUGGCCCUGACCUUCCUGUUGGUGCUGCUCACCCUGGCCACGCUCUGCACACGGCUGCACCGAAACUUCCGACGGGGCGAGAGCAUCUACUGGGGGCCCACAGCAGACAGCCAGGACACGGUGGCUGCUGUGUUGAAGCGGAGGCUGCUGAUACCCCCGCGCCGGGCCAAGCGCUCCCGCCGGAGACCCCUCCUCCCGCCCACGCCGGACAGCGGCCCGGAUGGGGACAGCUCGGAGUAAUCCGCCCCAACCCUGCCGCUGUGGCGGGCCGGACUCCUCCUCCCGCUGCGAGGCCGCGACCUCUGCCACGUGGACCGCGCGCGAGGGCGCCCCCUAGUGGCAGACGGAGCGGGCCUGCCCGAGCCGUGCAAGGGCUCUUUCCUCCUUCCUGUGUUUGGGAGGCGGGCGGCCAAGGAGAGAAAAAGGGUUUGUUUCUGCCUCCCUUGCCAAAAUUCUCUGUAUUUCUAAUUAAAUUAUUUUAGUAGA
Carlito syrichta (Philippine tarsier) is the source of this 1585-nucleotide messenger RNA. It is a transcript of the gene TP53I13, whose product is annotated as tumor protein p53 inducible protein 13. The record is from RefSeq and is a predicted model, not a curated record. The coding region runs from base 509 to 1339 and encodes 276 amino acids. Lineage: Eukaryota; Metazoa; Chordata; Mammalia; Primates; Tarsiidae. The transcript has 6 exons. Gene Ontology annotation, cellular component: cytoplasm.